This is a messenger RNA of Aegilops tauschii subsp. strangulata, 1803 nucleotides long. The record is from RefSeq and is a predicted model, not a curated record. Lineage: Eukaryota; Viridiplantae; Streptophyta; Magnoliopsida; Poales; Poaceae.
AUGCCCCCCAAUGGCCGCGUGGGGCGGCAUACCCUCGUCGUCGGCCUCGCCAUCUUCAUCGCCACCGCCGCGGCGUCGUUGUCGUGUCUCCGGCUGCGCCCGAGGGCUCGACAUCAACACGCCGCCGGGGCGGCCGCACAGGACGACGCGUCCUCGCCAUCGGCCUCGGCACCGAGCGCCUUCGCCAUGCUCGUGGAAACUGCGGUCUCCCCUUCCCUACAAAAUCUCCAUGCUCUUCCCACGCUGGAGCCUUUCGUGCACACUAGCCGGACGGCAGUCAGACACUGGCCGGAUACAAGAAGUACACCACCCGCCCCUGCGUGCGAGCUCUCCCUCCCGAGCCCCGCAGCGCGCCGUGCCUCCCCGCCCGCGUCGGCUACCGCCGCGGUGGCCGGCAUCCGCUCCCGCCGUGGCCGCAUCCCGCUCGUCCGGCUCGCCGCCACCACCGGGUCCACGCCUACAGCUCCCAUGCCGGCUGGUCGGCUGGCCGGCUCCGGCCGCCUGCAGGCCCGUACGCUUCUCCCGUGUGCCUCGCGCCUCCGCCUCCGGCCAGCCACUGCUCGGGGUUGGCUCCCGUUCCGCAUGCCUCGCUCCGCACCUGAGCGCCCGAGCCCGCCGGCUCUGCGCCGCUCCGGCCACCUCUCCUCCAACGGCACCACGGCGCCGGCCCCGUCGCCCUUCGCCUGCUCUGUCUCGCGGCCGCGCAUCCCGCCGCCUCGCUCCUCCACGGCUCCGACGAGCUGGCCGGCUUUGCCGAGCUCGCGCCCAGCUCUCCCCUUCGCGCCCCCGUGCCUCUCAGGCACUGCGCCACGUCUUUGUCCGGCCACCCCGCGCGCGUCCACGACCCGGACCAUGCUCGUGGCCGGCUCCCCGCCCGGGCCGGCUGCUGGCUCUGACCGGUCGCCUACCGCCCGCGCCGGCUCCGGCUCCGACCCGGCCGGCUCUCGCUCCUCCGCCACCUCCACUGCCUCCGACCCGCCUCCGCCUCCCGCGCGCGCGCCGGGCCGGCUCGCCGCUCGCCGGCCCCGCCAGCUCGGCCACGGGCCUCCUCCGCUCCGGGCCGGCUCGCCGCUCGCCGGCCCCGCCAGCUCGGCCACGGGCCUCCUCCGCUCCGGGCCGGCUCGCCGCUCGCCGGCCCCGCCACCUCGGCCACGGGCCUCCUCCGCUCCGCGCCGGCUCGCGGCUACGCCUCACCCCGCACCGGCCGAGUCUUCUCCCGCUGUCUGGCCGCGCCCGGCCGACUACGAACCAUCCGGCCACGCCCGGCCUCCCCUUCGCGCGCCCACGGCGUACCGGCUCCCGCGCGGGUUCCCGCACCCGGCCCCCGACCCGUCGUUCCGUCAUCCUGCCGGCUUCGGGCAGGCCAGCUGCUUGUUCCGGUCCGGCUCCCCCAGCCCCUGCCGGCUCCCCGCCUACGCCCGCGGGGCCAGAUCCAGCUCCCUCCGCGCCGCGCCGGAUCCGGCUGCCCCUGUGCGCCUGCGGCUCCGCCCGGCCGCCUCGCUUCGCCCCUGGCCGGCUUCGACCGCGCUGCGCCGACUCCGCCCGCCGGCGCGUCCGCGAGCCAGCGUCCGCCUUGCCCGCGUGGUCGUGCGCCCCAGCCGCCCCGCCUCGCCUCAGCCCCCGUGCGGGCUGGCUCCGACCACGUCGCGCCGGCUGCGGCCCUGUCCCGGCCUCCCGCGCCGACUGCCGGGUCGCAGUGCGUCGGCCGGCCGCCCCGCGCCGCCUUGGCCGGCUCCCGCCGCCCUGGCCGACUCGCUGCUCCAGCCGACGUCCACGCGCGCGGCCGGCUUGCCGCUCCAGUAG